CGGCAUCGAUCUUGGAUCACAAUGUAAACAUGCAGUCAUCUUUUACGCGCAUCGGCACAAACGCGAAUUCUUGCCUAAUUGGCUAUUAUUCUUUCACGAUUAUCUUUACGGAAAUAGACAGCAACUCGCUUGGGUUUGGAGUGCCGAUGAAGUACGACCGUGCUGCAGAAGAGGAGGUCAAGAAGAAAGCAGAACAGGAUCAUGAGCUUCAGGUCCAAAAGGCGCUCGCAAACUUGAUGCCGAAUGUGGACUGGAGACUGAUCCCGCCUCAGCGCGUUAUCAAUGCCGUGCUGGGAAUCAACCAGGUCAAAGGCGAAGGCGGCGCUGCUGGGAAGCCCAAACUGAUCAUCCCGGAUGGGAAAACCCCUGUUGUUGCGACAAUGACGACGACUGCAAGUGAGGGUAAUGAAAGCUUGAACGGAUCAAGUCCUGCGUCGAAGGAUGGCGCUGCGCCGGCGGCAACGAAGGCCAAGAAGAAGAAGAAGAAUAAGAAAAAGCGUCAGAUCAGCAGCGUGAAUGCCGAAGGAACAGCGGAUACGGAUGAGGACGAUCAUCAUCAUUCUACAGAGGUAGGACAGAGCUCUAAUGGAGAGUCGGGUUCAGAGAGCCAUCCGGAUACCACAGAUUCUGAAGGCGAGGGGUCAGGGACGGAUGGAGUAGCACACAAGGUCGCGAAGAGUAAUGGAAUAGGUUCAGAGGAUUCGGCGAUGGAUUUGGAGGAAGAGCGACGGGAGAGGAGGAAGGAGAAGAAGCGGGAAAAGAAGCGGAAAAGCAAGAUGAACAAGAAGAACAGGACGAGCACUCUUGCAGAGAACUCGGAGAGUAGUACCGAUUCUUCGUCAACGACUACGGAGGGCGAAGCCAUGGAGCUGUAGAGCAGCCCGAAAAGCUUAAUAAAAAGUUGCUGAAUAUGUAUUGUACAAAAAACAUUGCCCGGCAGCAACAUCUUUAUA
This is a messenger RNA of Gamsiella multidivaricata, 953 nucleotides long. RefSeq lists its product as uncharacterized. The transcript has 2 exons. The coding region runs from base 30 to 875 and encodes 281 amino acids. Lineage: Eukaryota; Fungi; Mortierellomycota; Mortierellomycetes; Mortierellales; Mortierellaceae. The record is from RefSeq and is a predicted model, not a curated record.